AUGGCAUUUGGGAUUACGCCGGGCACCAAGCGGCUCAUAUCGACCACUCCAGCAAGCCUCUUUGUGAACAAGUUCUUCAAAAAUGUGGUUGACGCCGCCCCAAAGGAACACAUCGUCAGGGAACUGGUGAGACCAAUUGGUAUGCAGACUCCACCGACAUCACAGACUGUGUACUCUAAGGGAAACUCUUUCAGAGAAAUGUUUGAUCGUGACAAGACCGAGAAGAGAAGUCAGGAGCUUGGCGUAGAGUUCAGCAAGUCUGGGAUGUACGAGCUUCAUGCGUUCCAAAAACAUGGAGGCAAGAUGUUUAUAUCGCCAAAAUCGUACUGGAGGGCUGAUAGAGCAUUGUACUUCCCCCACCUGAAAGGUACCUCGUUGUCCGGGCUCACAAAAGACCUGGAGGAGACUCUGAAGGGGAAGACGAGUGUCGUCAGGCUUUUCACCAACAAGGUCGGCGACGACUUGUCGAAACAGUACUUUCAAAACAGGGAGCUGGACCUCGACUAUCUUGGGAAAGACCUCGAGAAGCUCGCAACUUCCAAUACCCAAAUUGUGGAGGUCAGUUUCCUGGAGAACGCAGUCAAGUCGAUCAUAGCCAAAUUAUCUGCCUACAAAUUGCGCUCCCUGAUACCGCCAUUGAGACACGCCAACUACUUCCAGUGUGACAGAGACCAGCUGCCAUUUACUGUGAGAGAGUCCCUAGAGAUCAAUAACAUCUAUACCGGCUACGUGAUUGUCGUCGAUCCCGAUUUGAAGAUCAGAUGGAUGGCGUGCGGCGCUGCCUCCGAGGAUGAGUUCAAACUGCUAUGGAAGUGUGUGAGAGGUGUCCGCAAGGAAUUUGCACCGCCAUCCCAGGCCUCUGAAGCCUUAUAG
Molecule: messenger RNA, 873 nt
Organism: Torulaspora globosa
Lineage: Eukaryota; Fungi; Ascomycota; Saccharomycetes; Saccharomycetales; Saccharomycetaceae
Gene: ATP10
Product: Atp10p
Exons: 1
Coding region: 1-873 (290 amino acids)
Biological process (GO): mitochondrial proton-transporting ATP synthase complex assembly
Cellular component (GO): mitochondrial inner membrane
Source: RefSeq, a predicted model, not a curated record